CCCUGAUUGAUCUGUACUCAGGGUACGAUCAUCUCCCAUUGGAUGUUCGGGACAGGCCAUACACCGCAAUGCACACCCCCGUAGGACAGUUGCAGAUGCAGGUGACCCCUAUGGGCUUCACAAACGCGGUAGCCGAAGCGCAACGAAGAAUGCUCGCCGUAGCCGGGGACAUGUUGCCAGAGAAGUGUGAGCCCUACAUCGAUGACAACCCGAUCAAAAGCGCGCAAGAGAAGGACGAGACGGAAGUCCAGCCAGGAAUCCGAAGGAAGCCAAAUCCGGCAAAGACGGACAAGAUAUCACAGUGGCCGACACCCCUGCGCAUGACAUCAGAGUUCGAUUACAAAAUCGAACGGAUUGCGGGAAUCAGAAACAAGGCCGAUGGGCUGAGCCGGGUCUGCAUCACUCCCGAAGGGGUGGAGGAAGCGAAGCCCAUAGACGCAUUCCUCGAAUACGAAGGAGGAACUCUCGCGGUGGAUAACGAAAUGAUGGGCGAAGAAUGCGCGUCGGGAGAGUUGUUGAUCCGCACUUUGGAGAAGGGGGCACUUGCCGUAGCUGCAGAACUUAGAGAAGGACCAGUCACCACUCGAGGUCGCAAAGAGGAGAAAGAUUCGUGGGGAGCAAUAGUAGGACCGAAGGAGGAACUAAUAGCAAUGGCGAUUGAGGGAGGUCGGGACGCCGUGAUGAGCUUAGUGGAAUUUUGGGAGAGGAAAGAGUUGCGAUGGAUGACCCCUCGGAAGGGCGCCAUUGGCCAUGGACAUCACUGCGGGGUCAUUGACAAUAGCACCUCAUGUCGACGACGCCCACUCCAGUCGUGGGCGUGUUGCAACCGCUGGACUCCCUACAAUACCAUUCUACGACCGCAGGAGCACCAACGCUUUGUGGGAGCAGAGAGUUACGGGCGGACGUGGACCAGCAGACGAAUGCGAUUUAUUGGGGUAAUUGGCGAUGCUCCUCAUGACGCCUUCAGAGCAUACAAAGACCGUCACGGUAGACCUCUGCGGUCUAAAACAUCGGAUGUUGCCUUCACGAGUAUGGUGAAGGCCAGUAUGUCCUGGGCGAGGAAGAAGGCCGGAGCAGCUACAUUGGCACCUCACGUGUAUCAUCGUUCGGGGUCUUCCACACGUGAAGGUCCAGAGGACAAAGAGAUUACGGCAGAUGGCGGCGCUUUAGAAGACAGAGGUGUUGUGCGUACAGGAGCCUCAGGUGACACGUUGCGGAGAUCGGAUCAUGUGUAUCAGGUGCAUCAGGCUAGUCGAGUUGCAUCGGUUGACGGAGGUAGUGACGGGCAAGGAGCAGAGCCCGGAGGGAAGCGACACGGUAGUGCGCUGAUCGUCCAUGAUGACGGCUCCGACGUCCAAGCAGGUGAGACCACAAGCGUCGAUAAUGCGGGUGACUCAGAUUUCGUCCCGGCCUUUCGGACGGCAGAUGAAGGAGAUGGAGGUGGAUGACGGGUUAGACAGAGGACGGGACUCGGACCGCACGAACACAGUACACCGACGGCUCCUAUACACUGU
Chara braunii is the source of this 1514-nucleotide messenger RNA. NCBI's taxonomy places the organism in Eukaryota, Viridiplantae, Streptophyta, Charophyceae, Charales, Characeae. The record is from the annotation of a GenBank genome assembly.